Tripterygium wilfordii is the source of this 2509-nucleotide messenger RNA. Its product is annotated as ankyrin repeat-containing protein BDA1-like. Gene Ontology annotation, molecular function: protein binding. Lineage: Eukaryota; Viridiplantae; Streptophyta; Magnoliopsida; Celastrales; Celastraceae. The record is from RefSeq and is a predicted model, not a curated record. The transcript is spliced from 2 exons. The coding region runs from base 800 to 2095 and encodes 431 amino acids.
AAACCGAGAGGAAAGUAGAAGGAAAAAGGCACAAUUCCAGUCUUCUUUGGACAGAAUCACUGUCCCUAUUUGAUUCAGUGCCGAUAACUGGAAUCUUCUCUGAUGCUAUAGUUGGAUCUUCAAUAAUAUUCUUAAACAGGUAACUCUUUUUGUCCUUCAUUCCCAUGUUUAUCUGUGAAAUUCACAUUUUGGGUUGGUGUUUUUCUUUGGAUAUAUGAUUUUUCAAGAUUAAUUUUUUUUAUUUACUUAAUGUGCUUGUAUAGCCCAAAAUGUUUGAAAAUGCUUAACUACGUGUCAUACAUCCCACAUCGGAAAGAUGUGGCUCAGUGAAAUGCAAUAUAAGAUUGGACAAUCCUAACAUUGAUAAGUCGGUUUUCAAGUGAUUAGUGAGUAGUUGAGAUUGGGCAAAAAUGAGCUUUUAGCUCCGAUACCAAUUGUCAUGGACCUAAUUGAAAAUAUGUGCAACAUCAAAUCGUAUGAACUCUCGAAGUUCUGUGUUUGAUUUUUGUUGGUAGAAAUACCCUUGUCGCUAUUCAUUGAGUUUUGAUCCAAUUUAUUUUAUUGAAUGUCCAAAAGAGCAAACUUGUAUGGAGUCGUUAUCGGUUUUAAAAAAAAUAAAUUUAUCAUCACUUGAAUUAUUGCAACAAAUUCUGUCCACAAAAACGUGUUCUUCAUUCCUACGCAAACCAGGAGGUAUCAAAGAUGAAUUGAACCAUAGAAAUGAAAGAGAUUGCGUUUUCUUCUACUCAUACUAAGACUCCAAGCUACUAGAAAGUACAAAGGAGGAUUCUUGAAACAAAUGGCUCAAACAUUGGAGGCUGCAGCAAGAGCAGGAAAUAUUGAUGCUUUGUAUGAAUCCAUUCGAGAAGAUGCCUAUUUAUUGGAUAAAAUCGACAAGGUUCCUUUUGUUGAUACUCCUUUACACAUAGCUGCAUCAGCAGGGCAUACAGAGUUUGCUUUGGAGAUGAUGAGAUUAAAGCCAUCUUUUUCCAGGAAGCUAAACCAAUAUGGUUUUAGUCCCAUUCACCUUGGUUUGCAAAAUGAGCACUAUGAACUUGUGAUUCAUCUUAUAGAGGUCGAUAAGGACCUCGUUCGCGUCCAAAGAAGGGGAGGCAUAACCCCUUUGCAUUAUGCAGCAGAAAAUGGAUUACUGGAUCUUCUGUUCAAGUUUCUAAUGACUUGUCCAGCAUCUAUCGAAGAUGUAACGAUUCAGAAAGAAACUGCUCUGCAUCUUGCUGUGAAAAACAACAUGUUGGAGGCCGUCAAACUCUUACUAGGAUGGCUUUCCUAUGUCAACAAGAAAAUGAUUGCUGAGUGGCCUGACAUAGAAGGCAACACAAUUUUGCAUAUUGCAGCAUCUUAUGGCAACAUACAGCUGGUGAGGCUGUUGAUUAAUAAAGUUGAUACAAGAUCCAAGAAUUCAGCAGGUUUGACACCCGGAGACAUAUUAAAAGGGAGAAAUCCAAAUGAAGAAGAGCUGAAGGAUCUGCUACACUCUGCAGGCGACUCGGGUGCAUUUUGGCCACUUUAUUUUCUGACCCUUUAUGUGAACAGAUUGAUAUCCAGGAUCAUGAAGUGGGUUUUACGUAUGAGAUACAAGAAACCAGCCAAAUUGUCAAAUGAGCAACGCAGUGCAACACUGGUGGUGGCUGUAUUAGUUGCAACAGCCACUUAUCAAGCUAUGCUUACUCCCCCCGCCAGAGAUUGGUUCAAAGACGACAAUAAGGCUGCCAAAUCAACAAUGGAACAGCAAAUAGCACCAGCCCCCUUUGUCCCAAGCAUUGACGUACGGUUAUAUGAUUUUUAUUUUGUUCUAUGGAUGCUUUUCUCAAGCUUUAAUACUGCAGCCUUCUUUACUUCAGUGGUAGAGAUUCUUCAUCUUCUCCCACGCAGUGUUGGUUUGCGUAUGUGGCUUGCUUCUUGUCUUCUUGUAGUUUGCUAUCUGCUUGCAAUGAUACCCAUAUGUGGAUUUGCCUAUGUGGAGUUUGUUAUCCCUAUAACUCUUUUUGUCUGGAUAGUAUUUUCAUUCAUAAGAGGUCGUUUGAAAGUAGUAUCAGUCACAGUCCUGAUCAACUCUUUUUUGAAAUACUACUGAAGAAGCUAUAUAUAGUCCUACCAUGUGUGUUGCCCAUGUAGUGAAACAUAUAUGCUUGUUUGUAUAGAUGUAGUGAAACAUAUAUGCUUGUUUCUUAUUGUUUCACUUUUACAUUACAAUGUAAAGAGUAAAUUCAUAUCCGUGCUUUCCAAAACACAUGUACGCGAUUCUUCAAAUCUUCUAACAGUUGCUUAAAUUGAUUGAUCAGUCAGAUGAAAGUCUUAAUUCAUUGAAAAAUUGAACUUGAUUUGAGUUGGUCUCGGUAAAAAUGUCAAGAGUUUGAUAGGAUAUUAUCAAACUUUUAGCUUUAUUUCAUUAUUGCAAUGUAUUAUUAGAGUAAAUGAUACUUUCUGUUGUUGUGAUUGCUGAACCGACUCGGUUUUUAGCCAAGUUCAUCUGGCUUUACAAAAUGAC